AUGAAUACCCGUUGGCCAGAAAUUGGAAGCACAGUAGAGCUUAUGAGGGCUCAAGACGCAGAUCUGGCACUCGCUCAAGAGCUCAUGCGCGAGCGUGCGAGACUGGAGCAAGAGUUCGUUGAUGGGCUACGCGCAUUAGUCGAAAAGCACAAGCUACAGCCUGAGGAAGAAAACAUAGAGUAUUCACAGGUGAUCAUCGCUGCAUUCGAACAAGAAAUCGAGGCUCGCUCGGAUCUGAAUCCGAAGAUACCUGAGUACACGUCGUUAGAAACUACGCCAGACUUGCCUGGACCCGCAAAGGCGCUUCUUGAUGCCCACACGACACAUGAAGACAAAUAUACAAAGCUGUUGGCUUCAACGGAUGAACUAAAAGAGUGGGUAAUGCGAAAGCCGCAAGAGCCUUGGGAGGUGCGAAUGCCAUUAUCGGCCAGACAUCAAGAACUCGAAUACCGCCUGAGCGUACACAAUCAGCGCACAUGUGCGAGGAACCUUCAGGAGUGGUACGAAACCAAACUACAGGCAUCCGCUGAUGGAAUCACACCAUUCGGCUCUGGAGAACACGAAAACAACUAUGAUCAACACAAUAAACGCAAUCAUCGAUUGUGCAUCGACGUUUUACUUCCGUUACGGCAUCGCGCAUUGAUCCAAGAGAAGAUGGAUCUAGAAGCAGCCAGCCGGGCUCUCGUUCCAGUGGACUACUACAACUCGUUCUUCAAUGUGGGGAAACCCUCGCCUUUGCACUUUGGUAUCAGUGUUCUUCCCCUCAAUUUUUCUACACAGAUUAUUCAGUUCAUUUCUAGGGUCCCGGCAGUGUCACUGCUAGAGGCCGAGCAGACAAAUGAACUUGGACGCAUGGAUUCCGACUAUAUCACUCUGUUUGAACUCGCGCAAUACGGUCCAUUGCUUCCCCUAAACUCACAAGAGUUUGAACGAGUAAAGUUUUCCAAAAGCAUAUCUCGGCGUAGUUUGGUUGCUCUUAUGGCGCCGGAUAAAUUGGUCUGGGAACCUUUCGGAUCAGUUGCGCGCAAAGGAUUGAUCAAGAUGGCCAUCGGCAACGUUCUCCCAGAGUGGCUCACAUUUCGAAAGAAUUCGGAUUUCAUUGUGGAUGCCAUGGGUCGGAAAUGGGACUUUGAAACAGACAAGCCAAUGCCCAAUUAA
Messenger RNA from Serendipita indica DSM 11827, 1158 nucleotides. NCBI's taxonomy places the organism in Eukaryota, Fungi, Basidiomycota, Agaricomycetes, Sebacinales, Serendipitaceae. The record is from the annotation of a GenBank genome assembly.